Molecule: messenger RNA, 2262 nt
Organism: Candidula unifasciata
Lineage: Eukaryota; Metazoa; Mollusca; Gastropoda; Stylommatophora; Geomitridae
Source: the annotation of a GenBank genome assembly
GCCAUUGGCGGGGAGAAGAUAAUGUUCUCGGAACAUCUGGGCCUGGCAGAGAUACAAAAAGGCAUCCGGGCAGGCCGCUACUUACAGGGCACUAUUCUCAUCAGCAGGGAGAAUUACCUGGAGGCCAACGUCAGCGUCAGGGACCAGGAACGAAUGAUAUUUGUUCAAGGCUUGCAGAACCUCAACCGAGCAGUUAAUGAUGAUGUUGUUGCCAUUGAGAUGCUGCCAGAAUCAGAGUGGAGCUGUCCCUCCUCUCUUGUGCUGGCGGAGGAUGAGUCCAUGGAUGAGGAGGAUGAGAUGAACCGAAUCAAUGACAGUGAAGCUCUAGUAUCCAAUAAAGUACCAAAGGAGCUGCGACAACCCACGGCUCGUGUUGUUGGAAUCAUCAAGAGAAACUGGCGGCAAUAUUGUGGCAUCCUCCAGCCCUCAAUUAUCAAAGAGAGGACCCGCCAUCUGUUCAUCCCUGCAGAGAAGAGAAUCCCCAAGAUCCGAAUAGAGACCCGCCAGGCUGAGACCUUAUCUUCCAAGAGGAUCAUUGUGGCCAUUGACUGCUGGCCCAGAAACUCCAGAUAUCCUUUGGGUCACUUUGUCCGAUGUCUUGGGGAGGUUGGAGACAAGGACACUGAGAACGAGGUUCUCCUUCUGGAGCAUGAUGUCCCACAUUCAAACUUCUCCGAAGCGGUGCUCAGCUUUCUACCCAAGAUGCCUUGGACUAUCACAGAGGAUGACUUGAAACGUCGUCGUGACCUGCGGCACUUGAAUAUCUGCAGUGUUGAUCCGCCAGGUUGUACUGACAUUGAUGAUGCUCUGCACUGCAGACUGCUGGACAAUGGUAACUAUGAGGUGGGUGUUCACAUUGCUGAUGUCUCUCACUUCAUUCGGCCCGGCAAUGCCUUGGAUCAGGAGGCAGCUAACAGAGGAACUACUGUUUACCUAACUGACAGAAGAAUCGACAUGGUGCCUGACUUGCUGAGUUCCAACUUGUGCUCACUACGUAGUGCCGUCAACAGGUUUGCUUUCUCUGUGCUGUGGGAAAUGACACCUGAAGCUGAGAUAGUCAACUGUGAGUUCACCAAGAGCAUUAUUGACUCCAAGGCUUCAUUAACCUACGCCGAGGCCCAGAUGAAAAUUGAUGAUCCAAAUGCUACAGAUGACUUGACUCAGAGUUUACGAGGGCUCAACCGAUUGGCUAAAAUUCUCAAGAAAAAACGCAUAGAUAAUGGAGCCCUGAGCCUGGCAUCCACGGAGGUCAGGUUUUUUGUCGACAGCGAAACCAACGACCCUAUUGAUGUGCAGGUCAAGGAACUGAGGGAGACCAACUCGAUGGUGGAGGAGUUUAUGCUUCUGGCAAAUAUUGCAGUAGCCGAAAAGAUCCAGCAAGACUUCCCUGACUGUGCACUGUUGCGGCGUCAUCCUCCACCACCAAAAUCCAACUUUGAUCCAUUGAUUAAAGCUGCAACUUCAAAGGGGUUUCAGAUUGAUGUGACAUGCGGGAAAGGCCUGGCGGACAGCCUGGACAAAGCUGUGGUGGCGGACAACCCUUACUUCAACACCAUGCUGAGGAUCAUGACCACCCGCUGUAUGAUGCAGGCCGUCUACUUCUGCAGUGGGAUGUUGCAGCCCGCAGACUACAUGCACUACGGCUUGGCCACCCCCAUCUACACUCACUUUACUUCCCCAAUUAGAAGAUACUCAGAUAUCAUAGCCCACAGGCUACUGGCGGUCAGUAUUGGUGCUGAUGCCUCCUAUUCGGAUCUGCUGGACAAGACCAAGAUUCAGGUAAUGCUAGUGCUAACAGAGAGAGCCUGUGCUAACAACUUAAACUUUCGGCACAAGAUGGCACAGUAUGCAGGUCGUGCUUCAGUGAACUUGCACACUCACCUGUUCUUCAAGAACAGGAUCCAGGAUGAGGAAGGGCACAUAUUGUUUGUAAGAAAGAACGCCAUCCAGGUCCUGAUCACCAAAUAUGGUCUGGAGGGGACCAUCUUUCUCACCAGUGACAGCCAGAAGACCAGUACAUUUGUUUACAAUGAAGAGACGGACACCCAGACAGCCGGCGAUGUGACUCUCCAUGUGUUUGACCCUGUGAUUGUCCAGUUGAGCAUUGACCGAUCCAACGUCCAGCACAUGAAACUCUCCCUCAAACUUGUCAAGCCAGUAGUACCCGGAUUUAGUGUCCCACCUGCCUCCUCACUAACUCCGGCAACUUGUGAGUCCUCAAGCCAAAUGCAGAAACCUCCACAGAAGAGAAAGAAAGUGUGA